Molecule: messenger RNA, 438 nt
Organism: Panicum virgatum (switchgrass)
Lineage: Eukaryota; Viridiplantae; Streptophyta; Magnoliopsida; Poales; Poaceae
Product: putative calcium-binding protein CML23
Exons: 1
Coding region: 1-438 (145 amino acids)
Molecular function (GO): calcium ion binding
Source: RefSeq, a predicted model, not a curated record
AUGGUUACGGCGUCAGGUGAGUUGAGGCGCGUGUUCGCGUCCUUCGAUCAGGACGGCGACGGCAAGAUCUCCGCCGCGGAGCUGCGGCUCUGCAUGAAGGCGGCGACCGGCGAGGACAUGCCGGCCGAGGAGGUGAGGGCGGUGAUGGCGUCGGCGGACGUGGACGGCGACGGGCUGCUGGACGAGGAGGAGUUCGUGAGGCUGGCGGGGAAUGUGGUGGAGGCCGAGGAUGACAGGUGCAGGUGGCUCAGGGAGGCGUUCGGGAUGUACGAGAUGGAGGGCAGCGGGUGCAUCACGGCGCUGAGCCUGAAGGUGAUGCUGGCCAAGCUGGGCGCGCACCGGGACAUCGCCGAGUGCCAGGUGAUGAUCUGCAGGUUCGACCUUGAUGGGGAUGGCGUGCUCAGCUUCGACGAGUUCAAGACCAUGAUGAUGAGCUGA